AUGCCCUCGGCCUCCUCCUCCUCCUCCGCCGCCGCCGCGCCCGGGCGCACACAAUACCUGCGUCUGCGCGGCCACGCUGCGUUCCGCCAGCGCCUCGUCCUCGCCUGCCUCACCGGGCGGCCGCUGCGCAUCGACGGCAUCCGUGCCGAGGAUGCCGAGCCUGGCAUCCGCGACUUUGAGGCUGGCUUCCUGCGCCUGCUGGAGAAGUGCACCAACGGCAGCGUCGUCGAGAUCGGCUACACGGGCACGUCCAUCUCGUUUCGCCCGGGCACGAUCAGUGGAGGCGAUGUAGUGCACGACUGCGGCACGGCGCGGCCCGUCGGCUACUUCCUCGAGUGGCUCGCUCUGCUUGCGCCCUUUGCGAAGAAGGAGCUGCGCCUCACGCUCAAGGGCAUCACGACGGGCGAAGGAGAUCUUGGAGUGGACUUGCUGCGGACUGUGACGCUGCCGCUUCUCUCGCAGUUUCUGCCCGAGGGCACGAGCUUCGCGGCGCCUUUGGAGCUGCGUGUCCUGUCGCGCGGCAUGCCGCCGCUCGGCGGCGGCUCGGUGCAGUUCCGCUGCCCGCUCUUGCCGACGACGACGGGCCUGCGCACACUCGACUUCACCUCAGCCGGCCGCGUUCGCCGCCUGAGAGGCGUUGCCAGCGCCGCCCGUGUCAGCCCGAACAUGGCCAGCAGACUGGUGGAUAAGAGCCGUGGCAUCCUCGGCCGCUACGUGCCUGAUCUCUACGUCUUCGCGGAUGUGUUCCGAGGCGAGGAGGCCGGCAAAUCGCCAGGAUUCGCCCUGUCUCUCGUCUCCACGUCCACGACGGGCGUGCUCCACUGCGCCGAGGCGCUGUCUGGCCCCGGCGUGCCGCCCGAGGACGUGGCGGAGCGCGCAUCGCACGCGCUGCUGUGUGAGAUUGCGAAUGGCGGCUGCGUCGGCCGGUCGCACCAGGCACACGCGCUUCUCCUCAUGGCGGUCGGCCCGGAGGACGUGGGUCACCUGCGUCUGGGCCAGCUCACGGCGAACGCCGUCCAGAUGCUGCGCGACAUCAAGGAGUUUACGGGCGUGAGCUUCAAGAUCGCGCCGGCGCUCGACUCGGCCGCCGACGAGGCCGCAGCCGGCGACGACGAGGCAGAGCGGCCCAAGCGGCCGCAGGAGCUCAUCAUGAGCUGCGUUGGCUGUGGCGUGCGGGGCGCGCGCAAGGCCGCUUAGCGAUGCCUCUCGG
Tilletiopsis washingtonensis is the source of this 1210-nucleotide messenger RNA. Its product is annotated as 18S rRNA biogenesis protein. Gene Ontology annotation, cellular component: nucleolus. Gene Ontology annotation, biological process: ribosome biogenesis; endonucleolytic cleavage of tricistronic rRNA transcript (SSU-rRNA, 5.8S rRNA, LSU-rRNA). Bases 1 to 1197 code for a protein of 398 amino acids. Gene Ontology annotation, molecular function: RNA endonuclease activity. NCBI's taxonomy places the organism in Eukaryota, Fungi, Basidiomycota, Exobasidiomycetes, Entylomatales. The transcript is spliced from 4 exons. The record is from RefSeq and is a predicted model, not a curated record.